AUGACGGGGACAAUCAAGUGGGAGUCGAUCCUCGAAGCCAAGACUAAGAAGUUUGUCAUCUCGACGUGGGGCAGAAGCUACUGGCGCCUGCACGAUCGCCUACUCGUGACCGCCAAGACCAAGGCCGACGUCGACGCCCGCCACCACGUCAAGCACUACACGGUGAUCGAGGGCUGCACUUGGCAAGGGCAUGAGAUGGGUUUCCGCGUAGCGACCAAGGAAGCGGGCUGGCUGCACUUUCGAGCCGGCUCCAAAGCCGAGUGGGCCCAUUGGAUUCACGCUCUCUUGAGUCUUCCAAUAAUCAAGGUACGUGCUAUACCAACGACGAGCUCCAACUCGAACUCGACGUCCACGGCCUGUGACGACGACGACGAGGUUGGGAGUUCGCACUUGGUUUCGUUUGCCGGUACCAUCCGUGUGCGCGAGAUUCCCGCCAUGACCGACGACGAAGCCGAUGACCUCUUCUACACCAAUGUCGAGAUUCAAG
Molecule: messenger RNA, 487 nt
Organism: Saprolegnia parasitica CBS 223.65
Lineage: Eukaryota; Oomycota; Saprolegniomycetes; Saprolegniales; Saprolegniaceae
Exons: 1
Source: RefSeq, a predicted model, not a curated record